Chrysemys picta bellii (western painted turtle) is the source of this 1951-nucleotide messenger RNA. RefSeq names its product glycogenin 1 (gene GYG1). Gene Ontology annotation, cellular component: cytoplasm. Gene Ontology annotation, biological process: glycogen biosynthetic process. NCBI's taxonomy places the organism in Eukaryota, Metazoa, Chordata, Testudines, Emydidae. Gene Ontology annotation, molecular function: glycosyltransferase activity. The record is from RefSeq and is a predicted model, not a curated record.
CGCUAGCGAGAGGCUGCGUACGUGCCUCACGUGGCUCCGCCCGCCCAGAUAUAAAGGGUGGCUCCGGCAGCGGCUCGCGAAUAGCCGGCGGCCGCAGCAUCUGUCCCGGGCGGAGGGGCAGCAGUACGGGUACCGGCACCGGCACCAUGGCUGAUCAGUCUUUUGUGACUCUAGCUACGAAUGACUCUUAUGUUAAAGGAGCACUGGUCUUGGGUUCAUCUCUGCAACACCAGAGAACAGUAAAGAAACUAACUGUGCUCAUAACGCCUCAGGUCUCUGUUCCCAUGAGGAAAGUGCUAGAAAAAGUCUUCGAUGAAAUCUUAUUGGUAGAUGUCUUGGACAGUGGAGAUUCAGCCCAUCUAGCACUAAUGAAAAGACCUGAGCUGGGUGUCACACUAACAAAACUCCACUGCUGGGAACUGACUCAGUAUUCAAAAUGUGUGUUCAUGGAUGCAGACACAAUGGUUUUAUCAAAUAUUGAUGAGCUUUUUGAGAAAGAAGAGCUAUCUGCAGCACCAGAUCCAGGCUGGCCUGACUGUUUUAAUUCUGGAGUUUUUGUUUAUCGACCUUCCAUUGAAACAUACAAUCAUCUGUUACAACUUGCCACAGAGAAAGGCAGCUUUGAUGGUGGGGACCAGGGGUUAUUAAACACCUUCUUCAGCAGCUGGGCAACAACAGAUAUCAACAAACACUUGCCAUUUAUUUAUAACUUAAGCAGCAUUUCUCUAUACUCCUACCUCCCAGCAUUUAAAGCGUUUACCCCAAGAGCUGAGGAAACUGGGAGUAUUUCCCAGCUGCUGAGGAGAGAGCCAGGGCAUCCGAGAAGGUUUGGUUCAAAUGCUAAAGUGGUGCAUUUCCUAGGAAGAAUGAAACCAUGGAAUUACACAUAUGACUCUAAAACCAAAAGCAUAAAAGGUGACACAAGUGAUCCCACAAUGGUUCACCCAGAAUUCCUCAACAUGUGGUGGCAUACCUUCAUCACCAACAUCUUACCCCUACUAGAACAACAUGGUAUUGUUAAAGACGCCACUACAGGUGUAAAGGCGCUAUCGGGCUUGGUCUAUUCUCUGGCUUUCUCUUGUGGCUUCUGUAGAGAGGACGAGGUUACAGAGGCAGUGUCCCACAUGUCACUUUCAGCAGCAGCACUAACUUCGCCAUCAUCUCCCCCACCAGCUGAAUCUUCAGAAGAACGGAAGGAGAGGUGGGAGCAAGGCCAGGCUGACUACAUGGGAGCAGACUCCUUUGACAAUAUCAAGAAAAAACUUGACACUUACCUCCAAUAGAAGCACUUCUAUUGCCGAUAUUCAUAGAGAUACAAGAACUUCUUCCCGAGCUAUUGCAGCUAGGAAAGUGUUGAAUGUGGUCAGUUAAGCUUACCUAGUAGCUUGAUAAAACUCAUCAGGCUGAAGAUCUUUGCAGUACUACAGGUGAGAACUGAGCAAAAGCUAUAAAGUAGAAAUCCUCGUGCCGGCUGUACCUGCACAAUCCUGAAGUCUUCCCUUUUAAGUAAAACUGCUGGAUAUGCCUAUUUAAAAAUAAAAACAAAAAACUGGGGAACAGGGCACUAAACUGGCUUGACACUUAUUCCUUUAAACCUGUAGGGCUGUGCUUUACCUCUUAAAAGAUGAAUGGCGUUACUCCUUUUGCUUGCUAUCUUAUAUAGGAGAUCAUAUAUUUUUGAGAUUGUUUAGAAGUUGAAGUGGUUGUAACACUGCCUUACUGUAAAUGUUAGUACUAAACUGUUAGCAUACAUGCAAACUUAAUACAACUUCUAACAGCAAAGGCACUGCUUUAUGGUAUUAGUCUCACACUGAAGAUCUUGACCAGGUUUUUAUGUACAGUACAUACAGCAUGGUAGAAUGUCUUUGUUUAGUUCUGUAUACUAUGGGACUAUAAAACUGAGUUUUACCUGUAAUAUUGCACUCAUUGCAAAAUAAAAACUCGUGAUGCA